Venustampulla echinocandica is the source of this 1677-nucleotide messenger RNA. RefSeq lists its product as uncharacterized. The coding region runs from base 1 to 1677 and encodes 558 amino acids. Lineage: Eukaryota; Fungi; Ascomycota; Leotiomycetes; Helotiales; Pleuroascaceae. Gene Ontology annotation, cellular component: heterotrimeric G-protein complex. Gene Ontology annotation, biological process: adenylate cyclase-activating G protein-coupled receptor signaling pathway. Gene Ontology annotation, molecular function: GTP binding; G-protein beta/gamma-subunit complex binding; G protein-coupled receptor binding. The record is from RefSeq and is a predicted model, not a curated record. The transcript has 5 exons.
AUGGUAGACCCCUUAACCAUCAUCGGCGCAGCCGCAUCUGUAGCAAGCAUCGUGGAACUAGUCGGCAAAACAGUCAGCGCAUUGAACACGCUACAUAGUCGCUGGAAAGAGGCUGAUUUCACAUUCAUCAAUCUUAUCGCCCAGCUGACCGCUCUCAGAGCCGCAUUAAGCAAAAUUCAAGAGUGGAUGGAUACUAAUAUGGACGAGCCGCAUCAUCAACUAGCCAUGGAUUUAGAGGCUUCGGUGAAUUGCUGUAGGAUGCUGGUUCGUCGGCUGGAUUCCGAAGUCGAGGAUCUUCAGCAGAAUAGUGAGACGGGAAUUGAUGCUCAGAAUAAGAUUAAAUUAGUGCUUAAGAAUGGAACUUUGGAGGAAUUGCAGAAGAUGGUUGAUCGCCAGACGAGUGCUUUGACUCUCCUUCUUACCGUUUGCAACUGCAAAGCCAUCUCUGAGCAGAAGAUUAUGCUUGAGAAAACAUCCACCCGGAAGAUAUUCAAACGAGUCAAGGAUGACACCUCAUCGCUCCGUUGCACAGACAGCCUAUCCAAAAUCUCCAAGAUGUUUGAGUUUGACCGCGAACUCUUCAUCUCGAAGGUGUAUGAAAAGGCCCUCCGAGGUUCCUUGAAGGAUACCGUCGAAAACAUGCGCCGGGAAGCAGAGCAACCCUAUGUGAUAGCCACCCCAGAAGAAAGAACCACGAACAAGCUUAUUGAGCAUGAGCUCAAGGAGCAUGCUAGAAAAAUGAGAAGAGAGUGCAAGGUACUUCUCUUAGGAGACCAGGAUUGUGCGCAGACUCUCAUCAAGAGUAUGAAGAUCGCACACUCGGGUGGCUUCACCUAUGAAGAACGCGAGGAGUAUCAGGUGGUAGUGAUGAAUUAUAUUAUACGUGUGAUGAAGGGUUUGGCCUACAUACUAAAGAAUGGGGAUAUUGACCUGGACGAUACUGCCAAGAUGCAUGCCAAAGUUCUAUCUCAGGAGAUUGAGAAGAUCCAAGCCGGCGAUGGAAAAAUUACUAUCGAGGGUGCGGGUGCAGUCCAAGAUUAUGAGGUCUUUAUACCGGACUCGUCCCUAUAUUUUAUCGAAGAGAUCCAAAGGAUUGCCCAGAACGACUACCUCCCAACUGACACCGACAUACUUAAACUUGGAAUUGCAACACCAACAAAAGCAGGGGCCCAAGAACAUAGAUUUACGAUGGGACGACUUUCUCUCCACAUGUUCGAUAUCAGUUCACAACGAUCAGUGAAGAUGAAGUGGAUUCACCAAUUCGAAACCUCCAUCAGCAUCGUAUUUUGCGUGGACCUCAGCCAGUACGACCAUGUUCUUCUCCAAGAAUCAAAUCCGAACAGAUUAAUCGAGAGUCUUUCUCUCUUCGAUUCUGUGGUUAACUCUCCAUGGUUCUUGCGCACGUCUAUAACCCUCCUACUUUGCAAUGUUGGGCAUUUCGAAGAAAAAUUGAGAAGCAAACCUCUAAGCAAUUAUUUCCCGGAUUACAAUGGUGGAAACGAUGUUAGGAGAGCUUCGAAGUACCUUGUCAAGAAGUUUGAACAAGUCAACCGGGCACACUUGAGACUUUGCGCGCGUGUUUGUGAGAUUUCUGAUGACUCUAGUAUGCGCUUCGUAUGGUGGAUGGUACAAGAAACUCUCCACCAUAAUGACUUAAGAAAUGCAAGUAUAAUAUAA